AGGACACAGCUGGCCAGUCCACCCCUGCACCCCGAAUUCCGCAGCCCCCCAAGCCCCCGCUGUGCCUCACCAGGGGCACAGAUGCCCCCCAGUGCCCCCAUCCUCUCUGGCUCAGGGUCCCUGGUGCUGCGAGGCCAGGGUGCAGGGAGCGGUGGGAUUGGGGUGCUGCACCCACAGACACCCCAAGACCUGCUGGAGUCCCCCCGGUUUGGCUCAGGGUGUCCCCUCUGAGGACUGGGGUCACCCGGAGGUCCCUUGGGGGUCCCAUGCACCUCCUUCCUCCCCUCAUCCCCAAGUCCAGUGUUCAUCUACUCCCUCCCUACUCUGGCGCUUUGGGGUCCAGACCGAGCCCCCCACCCGGGGGUCACCCACCUCUUAUGACAUGACGAAGCCCCUCACCACAUGUGCCCCAGCUCUGCCGUGGCCCCGUGCCUCAGUUUCCCCGCCUCUAGGACAGAGGGUGGCUUUGCUCUCUGGUCGCUGGCCCGCGAUGGGACCCCGCGGUGGGCACGGUGCCACCUCCCCCGCGCUCGCCCUCCGCCCUGUGCCCGCCUGGCGCAGGUGGGAGCGAAGCGGCAGCAAAGGCAGCUGAGAAGAGGAAAGAGGAAGAAGCGGCGGCGGCGGAGGAGGAGGAGGAGGAGGAAGAGGGGGCCGGUGCCGGCAGCCCCGCCGGCGCUUUGCGGGGGCUCAGCGCACCCCCGGGCACCCAUCGCAGCCCCCCAGGUGCCCACCCCGAAGUUUGAAGUUCGCCGGCAUGGCCAAAAGCACCUCGCUGCGCUGCCGGGUGCUGGAGGCGAAGGACCUGCCCGCCAAGGACCUGUCUGGCUCCAGCGAUCCCUACUGCGUGGUCAAGGUGGACAACGAGGUGGUGGCCAGGACGGCCACCGUGUGGAAGAGCCUGAACCCUUUUUGGGGUGAGGAAAUCACGCUGCUUCUGCCCCGUGGAUUCCACAGCCUCACCAUCUGCGUGCUGGAUGAAGACACCAUUGGGCAGGACGAUGUCAUUGGCAAGGUCUCGCUCAGCCACCAGCAGAUCUCAGCUGAGCCGCGGGGCAUCGACAGCUGGCUCAGCCUGGCACCUGUGAACCCUGACCAGGAGGUGCAGGGCGAGAUCCACCUGGAGCUGCGAGUCCCCGAGCGGGGCCACCCGCGGGUGCUGCGCUGCCACCUCAUCGAGGCCAGGGACCUGGCCCCCCGGGACCCCUCGGGCACCUCGGACCCCUUUGGCCGGGUGUCGUGCUGCGGGCACACGUUGGAGACAGCCUCCCGGUGCCCGCAGGUGGUGAAGAAAACUCGGUUCCCGCGCUGGGAUGAGGUGCUGGAGUUCGAGCUGCCCGAGGGGGAGCUGGGAGAGGCUGUGCUGAGCGUGGAGCUUUGGGACUGGGACAUCGUGGGCAAGAACGACUUCCUGGGGCGGGUCGAGUUCUUCUUGGACACCCUCUGCCCAGGCCCCACGAGGGGCUGGUUCCAGCUCCUGCCCUUCCCCAGCACCACCGAGGACCACGGGGGACAGCUGGGUGCCCUGAGGCUGGCAGUGAGGCUGCUGGAGGACACGGUCCUGCCUCCCCACCACUACCAGCCCCUCAUCCAGCUCCUCACCGAGCCCAUCCUCUGCCCAUCCCAGUCCCCUGAGAGCACAGCCCUGGCUGUCCUGGAGGAGGUGACCUCAGGGGAGAGCCGGCAGGACGUGGCCACCAAGUUGGUGAAGCUCUUCUUGGCCCAAGGGCUGGCUGUGCCCCUCCUGGACUACCUCACCACCCGCGAGCUGGCCAGGACCACUGAUCCCAACACCCUCUUCCGCUCCAACUCACUGGCCUCCAAAUCCAUGGAGCAGUUCAUGAAGGUGGUGGGGCUGCCCUACCUGCAUGAGGUCCUGAAGCCAGUGGUGAACCGCAUCUUCGAGGAGAAGAAAUAUGUGGAGCUGGACCCCGGCAAGAUGGAGCUGAGCCGGGGCAGGAGGAUCUCCUUCAAGGGCUCCCUGUCGGAGGCACAGGUGCGGGAGAGCAGCCUGGAGCUGCUGAAGGGCUACCUGGGGGACAUCAUCGAGGCCAUCGUGGGCUCGGUGCACAAGUGUCCCCUCCCCAUGAGGGUGGCCUUCAAGCAGCUCCGCAGGCGGGUGGAGGAGCGAUUCCCCUCGGCACAGCACGAGGAGGUGCGGUACUUCUCCAUCAGUGCAUUCCUCUUCCUUCGCUUCUUCGCUCCCGCUGUCCUCACCCCGAAGCUCUUCGGGCUCCGGGAGCAGCACGCGGAGCCCUGCACCGGCCGCACACUCCUGCUGCUCGCCAAGGCUCUGCAGAGCAUCGGGAACCUGGGGCUGCAGCUGGGGCAGGGCAAGGAGCCGUGGAUGGCCCCGCUGAACGCCGUCCUCCUGCCCAGUGUCACCCGUGUCCGGGCCUUCCUGGAUGCCCUGGUCACCGUGGUGGACGAGGUGCCAGUGCCACAGGGACAUUCCCAGCCCUCGGCCACCAUCAAGGAAGGUCCCCUGCACACCUGCCCAGAGGGGGGGGUGGCACUGCUGCCCCGCUUCUCCUUCAAGAAGAGGCACUUCAGGCUCAGCAGCCAGGCCCUGGCCUAUGCCAAGGCACCCCAGGGGCAGGUGCUCGGCUCCAUCCCGGUGGAGCAGAUCCGGGCAGUGGAGCAGGUGGACAAGGGCGCCUUCCAGCACCCCCACGUCCUGCAGGUGGUGGCACAGGAUGGCACCGGGCAACUCCACACCACCUACCUCCAGUGCAAGCCCUGGUGCCUAUCCCUCCCUCCUCCUCCUCCUCCCCUGCCCUGGCAGUGCCCUCGGGGGUGCCCCGUCCCUGCUGUCCCCGCAGAGCGCCCCGGAGCUGUGGCAGUGGCUGUGGGCGCUGCGCCAGGCCACCAGCGCCAACCGCGACAUGCUGCCCACGUGCCACCCCGGCACCUUCCGCGCCGGCCGCUGGACCUGCUGCCUGCAGCCCACCCGUGCCGCGCCCGGGUGCAGCCGUACCCACAGCGCGGUGCUGCUGGGGGAGUGCAGCGACCUUGGGGACCCCGCGGUGGCAGCGCAGAGCCUCUACGGGCACCUGCGGGCAGCGCUGGCCGGGGGUCCCGUGGGCAGCGCGGUGGCCGGGCCCCCCUGCCCGGGCCAGGCAGGGCGACCCGAUGGGGACAGGCUGCUGGAGGUGCUGCGAGACCUGGACAUCGCCCACGACGCCUUCACCCAUCACGACGAGACCCCAGGGCCACCCCCAAGUCCCCUCUCUGUCCCCAGACCCCCGGCACCCCCCAGCCUCCGCCCCUCAGCCCACCCCGGGAGGGGCAGGAACGCCAGCGGGGCCACAGAGGGGACGCGGGGACAGCAGCCCGGCACGGGGUGUAUUCUGUAACACAGACAUGUACAUGGCACCGGCUGUGCGCGGCUCCCUGGGGCAGCGGCGGGUGACACGGGUGACACGGGUGACACGGGUGGCACAGACGCGCAAAGAGGCCACGGGUAGAAAAAGACCAC
This is a messenger RNA of Passer domesticus (house sparrow), 3475 nucleotides long. It is a transcript of the gene RASAL1, whose product is annotated as RAS protein activator like 1. The coding region runs from base 755 to 3409 and encodes 884 amino acids. The record is from RefSeq and is a predicted model, not a curated record. Lineage: Eukaryota; Metazoa; Chordata; Aves; Passeriformes; Passeridae. Gene Ontology annotation, biological process: intracellular signal transduction; regulation of GTPase activity. The transcript is spliced from 21 exons.